Molecule: messenger RNA, 1526 nt
Organism: Indicator indicator
Lineage: Eukaryota; Metazoa; Chordata; Aves; Piciformes; Indicatoridae
Gene: HNRNPLL
Product: heterogeneous nuclear ribonucleoprotein L like
Exons: 12
Coding region: 69-1382 (437 amino acids)
Biological process (GO): mRNA processing; regulation of RNA splicing
Cellular component (GO): nucleus
Molecular function (GO): mRNA binding
Source: RefSeq, a predicted model, not a curated record
UGUGUGAAUCAGUGGUGGAAGCAGAUCUCGUGGAAGCCCUGGAAAAGUUUGGAACCAUAUGCUACGUGAUGAUGAUGCCCUUCAAGCGGCAGGCCCUGGUGGAGUUUGAGAGCGUGGAGAGCGCCAAGAAGUGUGUGAGCUUUGCGGCAGAGGAGCCUGUCUACAUCGCUGGCCAGCAGGCCUUCUUCAACUACUCCACCAGCAAGAGGAUCACCCGGCCAGGCAACACUGAUGACCCCUCUGGUGGCAACAAAGUGCUCCUCCUGUCAAUUCAGAAUCCCCUCUACCCCAUCACCGUGGAUGUCCUCUACACCGUGUGCAACCCUGUGGGCAAGGUUCAGCGCAUUGUCAUCUUCAAGAGGAAUGGAAUCCAGGCUAUGGUGGAGUUUGAGUCAGUGUUCUGCGCCCAGAAGGCGAAGGCGGCGCUGAAUGGAGCAGACAUCUACGCGGGCUGCUGCACGCUGAAGAUCGAGUAUGCACGGCCGACUCGCCUCAACGUCAUCCGGAACGACAACGACAGCUGGGACUACACUAAGCCAUACCUGGGCCGCCGAGACAGAGGGAAGGGCCGCCAGAGGCAAGCUAUUUUGGGAGAGCACCCAUCAUCAUUUAGACAUGAUGGUUAUGGGUCCCACGGGCCCCUGCUGCCCUUGCCGAGCCGCUACCGCAUGGGAUCUCGGGACACGCCGGAGCUGGUGGCUUACCCCUUGCCCCAGGCAUCCUCCUCUUACAUGCAUGGGGGAAACCCUUCUGGCUCAGUUGUCAUGGUCAGUGGGCUGCAUCAACUAAAGAUGAACUGCUCCAGGGUCUUCAACCUCUUCUGCUUGUAUGGCAACAUUGAGAAGGUGAAAUUUAUGAAGACUAUCCCAGGCACAGCACUGGUUGAAAUGGGUGAUGAGUAUGCUGUGGAAAGGGCUGUCACACACCUCAACAAUGUCAAGCUCUUUGGGAAGAGGCUUAAUGUCUGUGUCUCCAAGCAGCACUCAGUGGUCCCAAGCCAGAUCUUUGAGCUGGAGGAUGGGACGAGUAGCUACAAGGACUUUGCCAUGAGUAAGAACAAUCGCUUCACCAGCGCGGGCCAGGCCUCCAAGAACAUCAUCCAACCUCCUUCCUGCGUCCUGCACUACUACAACGUCCCCCUCUGUGUCACUGAAGAGACAUUUGUCAAGCUGUGUGAGGAUCAUGAAGUCCUGGGCUUCAUUAAAUACAAAGUGUUUGACCCAAAACCUUCUGCCAAAACACUGUCUGGGCUGCUGGAGUGGGAAUGUAAGACAGAUGCAGUGGAAGCUCUCACUGUACUUAAUCACUACCAGAUAAGGGUCCCAAAUGGCUCCAACCCUUACACCUUGAAGCUUUGCUUCUCUACCUCCUCCCAUUUAUAGAGAAGAGGACAGCAUGGUCAGAGCCACAGUCACCUGGAUCUGCAAGCCUCCCAACUGCUCUCUGCUCACCCAGCUCCACCAGUGGUUGUGCUGAUGUUGCCUUGUUUCCACUCACUUCUAACCUCUUUGCUCUUGUUUUAUAAU